AUGGUGACUCAGUGCACAUAUCAUGUGGUUAUUUAUAGCCCUUUUUGUGUGCAACAAGAUAUCCUCUUAGUUAGCUUCGUUGUAGUUAAACCCAAGUAUGAGCCAGGACAUCCACAGUUUGAUAAACGUAUAACAUUGCUCUGCUUCAAGAGAUCCCUCAGUGAUAAGGCUGGGCUGUUUUUUUGUAAGAUGUUUGCAAAAUAUAAUGGAAAAGAUAGCUUGAUAAUGACUCAAAGUACAAAACCUGGAUUCAACAGGAUAUGUACAGAAGUGCUUGUGACGCCCUUGAAAAUGGCUCCUAGAUGUCCUACACCCUCUACAUCCUCUGGUGAACCCAAGAAGAAGAGAAGAAUGAUGACGGUGAACGAGAAAGACACUAAGCGCGUUGUGACUCCUCGUAAUAAGAAGAUUGUGCAAAUGGAGAAUGCAUUAUCAGUAUGGAUAACGGACUGUCGGGAAAAGAAGGUUAGUCUCGAUACCAACAUGCUUCGCACAAAAGCCAAAACCCUUUAUGAUAGCCUCGUUCCUGAAGGGGGAUCGAACGAAGAUGACGAUGAUGGUGAUGACGACGAUGAAGAUGAUCUUGCCCCACGAGAAAAACGUGGUUUUAUUGCCAGCAAGGGCUGGUUCGAGAAAUUCAAGAGGAGGUUUGGCCUUCGCAGUGUUCCGUUGUAUGGGGAGGCCGCCUUGGCAGACCAAGAGGCAGCUCUUCGUUACGUCGAGGACGAGUUCCCGAAAUUAAUUAAAGAGGGCGGCUAUAUCCCGGAGCAGGUGUUUAAUAUGGAUGAAACUGGCCUCUUUUGGAAGAGAAUGCAAUCCCGGAUGUUCCUUUACAAGGACGAAGUGAAGAAGCCAGGGUUCAAGGCCCACAAAGAUAGAGUCACUCUGCUCAUGUGCGGGAAUGCUGCGGGCUUCAUGCUCAAGCCCGGCUUAAUUUACAAGUCACUGAAUCCUUGUGCUUUGAAAAACAAAAACAAAGCCUUGCUGCCCGUCUACUGGAUGAGUAAUAAGAAGGCAUGGAUAACUAAAGCCCUCACACUCGACUGGGGUUCAAGUGGAGUUCCUGCCACCCAACACCACUUCCCUCAUCCAACCAAUGGAUCAGGGGUCAUUCGGGCCUUCAAGGCCCUCUACACGAGGUCCACGAUGGAGGGCCUCAUCUCCUCCAUCGACGAAGGCGACGAUGACUUCAGCCUCAAGAAAUAUUGGCGGGAGUACAACAUUGCGACGUGCCUGGCCAACAUUCAGAAUGCUCUUAAGGAGAUGAAACAGCAAACACUGAAUGCAAGUUGGAGAAAAUUGUGGCCAGACGUCGUUCAUGACUAUGAGGGAUUUACGCCAGACGAAGUUCAUCACUUCGCCGUAGAUAAGGCUGUGAGGCUGGCACAGUUGAUAGCCAACGAAGGUUUCUCUGACAUGACGGCAGAAGAUGUCAACUCACUGAUCGAGUGCCACUCAGAGCCCCUAACCGACGAGGUCCUCGUCGAAAUGACAAGAUCGGUGAGUGAGGAAGAAGAAGAGGCAGCCGACGACGGCGACGACGACCAACCUGAGCAACGUGGCCUUACAUUGGAAAAUCUGCAAGAGCUCUGCAACAUGGCACGGGCUAUGCAACAAAGGGCGCAAGAAAUUGAUGACAUCAUGGUCAGAGCCAUCGAAUUCAGUAACCAUAUUGACGGUGAUAUGGCGUUGUACAAGGGCAUCUUUGCUCAGAUGAAAAAACAACGUCAACAACUUCCCAUCACGAUGUUCCUAGUGCGCCGAAAACCUCCUGCAGAAGUGUCGGAUACUACUCCUCCUGCUGCCUCUCCGGCUUCCUACCGAGACACUACGUUGCCUCCUGCUGUUUCUCCAGCUCUAUUGGAAGCUGCCGUCGGUGAUCCCCCGCCUCUAACAAUUGACGAUGAGGCGUCACCUGAGGAGCAGUAA
Macrobrachium nipponense is the source of this 1929-nucleotide messenger RNA. Its product is annotated as tigger transposable element-derived protein 1-like. Lineage: Eukaryota; Metazoa; Arthropoda; Malacostraca; Decapoda; Palaemonidae. The transcript has 5 exons. Gene Ontology annotation, cellular component: nucleus. Gene Ontology annotation, molecular function: DNA binding. The record is from RefSeq and is a predicted model, not a curated record. The coding region runs from base 1 to 1929 and encodes 642 amino acids.